AUGUGUCAUAAAUAGUUCGCGUUUACAGUGGGCAGUGGAUGCACGUUUAGCAAUGCGAUGAGGCCAGUGCACUUUGCAAGACUUGCGCUGCAGAGAGCCUCCGCGGAUCCCGCGACCUUUUGCUGACAAGCCGGGGGAAAAGGAGAGGGAGAGGGGGAGCCGCUCGGGAGAGACAGAGGGUACUUGCCUUGGAGACGACAGCCAGGGGUUCCUUCGCGGAGGAAAUCAUGCAGUUUGCAAUCUGGCUGGUUGGACUAAUGUGUCAUCUGUCAGCGCUCGUCCGGGACACUUUGCAACACCGAUUGCAUCCCAAACAAGAAAGCUUAAUCAAGCAGCUGUCAUCGUAUGAAAUCAUCACCCCGCUCCGCGUCAAUGACUUCGGAGAAUCAUUCCCCCAUAAGUUGCACUACAGGCGGAGACGGAGAAGUUUAAAUGACGACCUCUCGGGUUUACGGGUUCACUACAGGAUUGACGCGUUCGGGGACCGCUUUCACCUCAAUCUGACCGCAGAAUCCGGCUUCAUCGCCCCCUCGUACACAGUGACACACUUGGGAGCGGAACAGAGCAACGCCACGGACUCCCACUUCCAUGACCAGAGCGAUAUGCGCCACUGCUUCUUCCGCGGACAAGUCAACGCCAAAAGCGAGUACGCUGCGGUCUUCAGCCUGUGCACUGGCCUUAUUGGAAUAUUUACGACACAACAUGGCGAAUACUUCUUGGAGCCUCUUUUAAACGCUGUGGGGGAGGAAUAUGAUGAAGAGCACAACAAACCUCAUCUUGUCUAUCGGCACGAGAGGAAGAGGAACAUCUCGCAUACUGACAACAACACAGAGCCCUGUGCUGCCUCAGAGAACUCUAAGAGGCCGGUUGCUUUUGAGAGCCGAUGGAGUAUGGGAGAGGAGCUGGACUCUCUCAGAGCCACCAUAGAUGAUCAACACAUUUACGACAACAACUCCACCGGCACACACCCUAAAGCCCCGCGCAGACGCAAGCGCUUCCUCUCCUACCCUCGCUACGUCGAGCUGAUGGUGACGGCGGAUGCAAAAAUGGUGCGCCACCAUGGACGCAACCUAGAGCACUACAUCCUAACAAUCAUGUCAGUAGUAGCAGCAGUGUACAAGGACCCCAGCGUAGGGAACCUCAUCAACAUCAUGAUUGUCAAGCUAGUCAUGGUCCACAAUGAACAGGAAGGGCCCACAGUGAGCUUCAAUGCUGCCACGACGCUCCACAACUUCUGUGUCUGGCAGCAGAGCCAAAACUUCCCGGAUGACAGCCAUCCCUCUCACCAUGACACAGCACUCCUCAUCACCAGGGAGGACAUCUGCCGUGCAAAAGAUAAAUGUGACACGUUAGGGCUUGCAGAGCUGGGGACCAUGUGCGACCAAUACCGGAGCUGCUCCAUCAGUGAAGAAAAUGGAAUUAGUGCCUCCUUCACCAUUGCUCAUGAGCUGGGCCAUGUGUUCAACAUGCCUCAUGAUGACAACCCAAAGUGUCGAGAUGCAGGCAUGAAGCACCAGUAUCAUGUUAUGGCUCCCAUCCUCAAAUAUGACACCAAUCCCUGGUCGUGGUCCAAGUGCAGCCGCAAGUACAUCACAGAGUUUCUAGACACCGGCUAUGGGGAGUGCCUCCUUGAUGAGCCUACAGGCAGGAUGUACGAGCUGCCCACCCUCCUCCCUGGUCAAAUCUACAAUGCAAACAGACAGUGUGAACUGAUGUUUGGACCCGGUUCCCAAAUCUGCCCUUACAUGAAACAGUGCAAGAGGCUAUGGUGUACCAGCGCAGAGGGGGACCAUAAAGGAUGUCGCACACAGCACAUGCCACUGGCUGAUGGGACUGACUGUGGCAAUGGAAUGUACUGCAGACACGGGAUGUGUGUAAACAAGGAGUUGGACCUGAAGCCAGUCCAUGGGGAGUGGGGUCCCUGGGGGCCCUACAGUGUUUGCUCCAGGUCCUGUGGUGGAGGAACCCGGAGUACCGCCAGAGACUGCAACAAGCCUGAGCCCAGAAAUGGCGGGAAGUUCUGUGUUGGUCGCAGGAUGAAGUUCCGCUCUUGCAACACUGAGCCGUGUCCGCGAGGACAGAAAGAUUUCCGCGAAGAGCAGUGCUCUCACUUUGACGGCAAGCACUUCAACAUCAACGGUCUACCUCCCACCGUCCGCUGGGUCCCCAAGUACAGUGGCAUACUAAUGAAGGAUCGCUGUAAGCUCUUCUGCCGGGUCGCUGGGACUACGGCGUACUAUCAGCUGAAGGACCGCGUCACAGACGGCACGCCAUGUGGGCCAGAUACCUACGACAUCUGUGUUCAAGGCCUCUGCAGGCAAGCAGGCUGCGACCACGUUCUUAACUCGAAGGCCAGGAAUGACAAGUGCGGAGUGUGUGGCGGGGACAACUCGUCGUGUAAAACUCUGGCAGGGACCUUCAACGAUGCUCAGUAUGGUUACAACACAGUGGUGCGGAUCCCAGCUGGAGCCACCAACAUUGAUAUCAAACAGGUCAGCUACUCUGGAAAGCCAGAGGACGACAACUACCUCGCAUUAUCUGACAGCCAGUCCAGCUCACUCCUGAAUGGGAACUUUGUGGUGGCCAUGUUCAAAAGGGAAAUCACCUUCAAGGGAACCGUCAUCGACUACAGCGGCUCGGACACAGAAGUGGAGCGCAUAAACUGCACUGACCGCAUCGAGGACGAGCUCAUUCUGCAGGUCUUGUGUGUGGGAAACCUCCACAACCCAGAUGUCCGUUACUCCUUUAAUAUACCCAUCGAGGAACACAGGGAGCAGUUUGUGUGGGAUCCCUCAGGCUCCUGGCUCGAGUGCAACCACAUCUGUCAGGGUGAGCGAAGACGAAAGGUGGUAUGUGUGCGUAAGAGCGAUCACCUUGAGGUGUCGGACCAACGCUGUGAACAUUUACCUCGUCCUGUUGCCGUUGCUGAGCCCUGCAACACUGACUGUGAAGUCAGGUGGCACGUCGCUGGAAAGAGCGAAUGUUCUGCUAAGUGUGGCCCAGGCUACCGCAGUUUGGAUGUUCAGUGUAUGAAGUACAGCCUGAUGAAGAGACAGAGUGAGCGGAUGGAGGCCAGCACCUGUGGAGACGCCGCCAAACCUCAGACCAGAGAGACCUGCCAUGGGGACUGUCUGCUUAAGAGCUGGCAGUACAGUGCCUGGUCACAGUGCUCGAAGACAUGUGGACGUGGGAGCCGUAACAGAGAGUCUUACUGUAUGAACAACCUGGGUAGACGGCUGGUGGACAGGGAGUGCAACGAAUACCAGAGGGUGGUCACUGAAACCUGCAGCGACCAGCCGUGUCCGAGGUGGACCGUUAGCGAGUGGAGUGAGUGCCUGGUGACUUGUGGUAAGGGGAUGAGACACAGACAGGUGUCCUGUAGCAUGGGAGCCGGGGAGGAAAAGCUGAGCGAGCACCUCUGCAACCCAUCCAGCAAACCUCCUGCUGUGGGGAGCUGCGAGCUGCCCGACUGUGCGUCCUGGCAGGUCGGCGUCUGGGGAGCGUGUGCGGUGACCUGUGGCCACGGCUACCAGAUGAGAGCCGUUAGGUGCGUGUCAGGGGUCUACGGUGACACAGUAGACGACAGAGAGUGCAAUGCUGCAGCAAGGCCUAGAGACAGUCAGGACUGUGAGAUGCAGGCGUGUCCCUGGGCCUCUCCGGUACAAAGCACACCUCGUCCUGACGACUCCGCUCAACUCCUGACCCAGUGGAGAUAUGGCUCCUGGACUGCGUGCUCGGUGUCCUGUGGCAAGGGAAAGCGGGCGCGUUACGUCAGCUGCAGAGAUGCCCAGGGAGGAGUCGCUGACGAGUCACACUGCACCCACCUGCCCCGGCCCCCGGAGUCCUCGGCCUGCUUCAGCCCCUGUGGCCAAUGGCGUGCCGGGGAGUGGUCUCCUUGUUCAAUGACUUGUGGCGUUGGAAGAACCACCAGGCAGGUGGUCUGCUCUAACUACCACCAGCCAGUGGACCAGUCUUUCUGUGACCCGGAUGAGAAGCCUACGACGGAACAAGAGUGCACCGCUGCCCCCUGCCCCUCUAUCUACCACCGCCAGCGUAUCAACGAUCAGCCCUACGGAUAUCCCCAGGACCCCGGACGCCAUCCUGGCCACAGCAGCUGGAAUGUGCCCUCAGCAGACAACCAGUGGAGGACCGGACCCUGGGGCGCAUGUUCCAGUACCUGUGCAGGAGGUUUCCAGAGGCGAGUGGUGGUGUGCCAGGAUGCUGAUGGACGCAGCAACAGCUACUGUGAUGAGAGGGUCAAACCUGCCGAGUCCAAGGGUUGCGACUCUGGACCCUGUCCUCUGUGGAACUUUGGUGUCUGGGGAGAGUGCACACAGACCUGCGGUGGUGGAAGGAGGACUCGUCUGGUGGUUUGUCAAAGGCCCAACGGCCAGAGGCUAAACAACUACAACUGCGACAUCCUGGACAAGCCGCCCGACAUGGAGCAAUGCAACCUGCAGCCCUGCCCAGGCUCUGCCUCCUGGCACCGCCGACCAUGGAAGCCGUGUUCAGUGAGUUGUGGUCGGGGGACCAAGCAGCGGGAGAUAGCCUGUGUUUAUCAGAACCAAACCAAAAUAGAGGAGGAACACUGCGGUCAUCUGCCUCGGCCGCGGACGCAGAAGGCCUGUCGGGCGCGGGGAUGCCCCAGCUGGAAGGCCAACAGGUGGAGAGAGUGUUCUGUCACCUGUGGAGUCGGAGUUCAGAACCGAGAUGUUUACUGCAGACUAAAAGGCACUGGACAGGUCAGAGAGGAUCUAUGUGACGCUCACCAGCGUCUUGCCAUUGUCCGGCCUUGCCAAACUGCAGAAUGCACACAUUACACUUGGGUCGCUGGUGAAUGGGAAGAAUGUAAUGCGACAUGUGGAGAAGGCAUGAAAGGCAGGAAGGUGGGGUGCAUGGGCCGAGGGAUGACACCCGUCCAGGAUGAUUACUGUACGCCGUCGUCCCAGCCGCCAUCACACCAGCCCUGCAAAGGAGCUCCCUGCCACUACAUGUGGAUAACAGGGGAAUGGUCACAGUGCUCAGCCAGCUGCGGCGUGGGCUACCAGCAGCGUAUAGUCUCCUGCUCCGCGAUGCCCUCCUCUCAGGCUCGGCACCCGUAUGGUGCUGCCCCGUCCUCCUCUGACAGCACCCACUACCCCGAGCCCCACCCUCCUGGCUCCAGGCCUUGCCUCCUCAGGGACUGCCCACACACAACCUACUGGAAAGUUGGCCCAUGGAGCAAGUGUUCGCAGACCUGUGGGGCAGGAGUGAUGGAGCGCAGAGUGGAGUGUGUGACCUCCAAAGGCCAACCGUCCAAACAUUGCCGUCCUUCAGGAAGGCCUGAGUCUCAAGCUGCCUGUCAAGACAGAGAAUGCCAGUCGUUCGCUUCAUGCCGAGAGGUCCAGAUGAGACUGGGUGUGAAGAUAGAUGGGGAAUACUAUCUCAAAGUGAAGUCCCGGAUACUACAGAUUUACUGUGCUGAGAUGCAGACUGAUUUCCCCAAGGAGUAUGUGACCUUGCGCAGCGGUCAGACAGACAACUACUCUGAGGUGUAUGGGCACAGGUUGCUGAACCCCUUUGAAUGCCCGUUUAACGGCAGCCGAAGACAGGACUGCGACUGCAGGAAUGACUACUCAGCAGCUGGAUACACACUCUUCCACAAAGUUCGUCUGGACCUAAGCUCCCUGAGGAUAAUGAUCACAGACCUCCAGUUUUCCCAGACUCUUCUUGGUCGACCUGUGCCCUUUGCUACGGCGGGAGAUUGUUAUAGUGCAGCCAAGUGUCCACAGGGCCAGUUCAGCAUUAAUCUGAUUGGCACUGGUCUCAAAGUGGCUGAGGAAACCAAGUGGACAUCACAGGGCAACUAUGUUUCCAUCAAAGUUCACAGAUCUGAGGACGGAACAAGAAUCUACGGCCGCUGUGGUGGUUUCUGUGGGAAGUGCAUUCCCCAGGCUCACAACGGCCUACUCCUUCAAGUCCACUGAGGGCCAUGCAGGGACCAAACCCCUAAACUAUUCUGAAGACUAGCCCAGAAACAUGCAAUAACAGUGAUUUGUUGGACCCCGUCGUCAUCAGUAAGUGUGGUGGAGGAGCGUUUAACAGUAAUCAUCCUACUGUAACAUACCCACUUCCCACAUGGCAGCUAAAGCAUUUAAGACACUAUGUGCAGUACUGUGCAGUGCUACAAGGCCACUGUCUGGUCCUCCAUCCAAACUGCUAACUCUGAAGAAGAGGCGGCUAUAUGUGCAUGCCAACAGUGUUGCAAUCGCUAUCAAACACGUCUGUGCUUUGGAACCUACAAUGUUUUUUUUCUGACACUGCUGUGCUUUUUUUUUAGCAUCAUACAAAGGGAUACAACAUUUCAAAACACUGGGAAAGCAACUGCGUUAACAGUAGAAAAACAUAGUACUUCAAGGAAGAAAUCCUCAUCUUUAAAAAACACAUUUUCUUAUGGUUGUCCUGUAAAGUGAAGCAUAUUCUAUGAAAAAAAAAAUCUGGUAAAACACUUUUCUUUCCAGAAUUAACAUGCAAUCAAUAAGACAGUAUAACAAUUAAUAUACUGUAUGUUUGUAUUAAUCAUUGCAAUCCUCUGGUAAAAAGAAGUGCUACAAACAGACAUUGAAAUAGUAUGUGAGGGAUGGAUGUAUUAUUUUACAGUGAAACAGUCAAUUGGCUGAUAUGAAAAAUAAGUAAUACAAAAAAGUUGUAUAUUUUGAGACUAUUAAAUGAGCUACACUGCAGAUCAUCUUGGCCUUACACAAGUUUGACAUUUUGGUAUUUUCUCUCUACUUUUUUGUCUGGAGUUAGAUGAGAGGAUAUCACUCAUGUGUUGACGGAAAAUGUGAAGCUACCACCAGCAGCUGGUUAGCAUAGCUCAACACAAAAGCUGGAUACAGCUAGCCUGGCUCUGGCUGAAGUAACAAAAUCUUGGUACCAGCAGCUCUAAAGGUCAUUAAUUAACAUGUUUUGGGGUUUUAUUGGGCUGCUAAUAAAUUAUUAUGUGCAGGACCAACUUCCCAAAGUAAAUUCCUGGAGUCUUCACAUCACUAAUGGAGGGGAACAGUGAAGAAAGUGACUUCACCUUUAGUCUAGCAUCUUUACCUUUGGACUAAUAUUCCCACUAUUUCCAGUCUUUAUGCUAAGCUAAGCUAACUGGCUGCUGGCUGUAGCUUCACAUUUAACGUACAGACAUGUGAGUGACAUCAAUCUUCUCAUCUUACUCUCGGCAAGAAAGUAAAUAUGUGUAUUUUAUCAAAAUGUCAAACUUUUCCUUUGGGGCGCAAGACUUAAAGAAAGAGCAACUAACUACUGAUAUGACCUGCCUUAUGUCCAGGGUCAAGCGUUAGCCUUUAGAACAACUACAGAUCAUUUUAGUUUUUAUUGUUGUGUAUUUCUAAAGUCUGUCUGCUGUCAUCUGUUGUUAGGUAUUUCACAAAACUACUACUGCAAAUACAGUCCACUGACUGACAUAGAACUGUCACAUAGAGACAGAAAAAACACUAGUGCUGUGGGAGGAAAUAGCUGAAAUAUUUCAAUAUUUCCUGGUAUUUAAGUACAGUAUAAAAGUUUUCUGUGGCUUUUUUAAGCUAUGUGGGUUCUGUUAUUUUUACAUUGUUUUUCUUUAGUGACACACACAGUGACAAACAAGUUCUCAUCUGUUACACCAAGACACAGUAUCAGGUGUGAAGUCUCAUCUCACACCCUCCAUUGGGCCUACCGUAGGUACCUGCAACCCCUACCUCUUACAAACAUCCAUACUCUACUGAGAUAUGUGUUGUAAUAUAUUUAUGUUGACCAUAUUUAUUCUGUGAUGACUGUUGAUAUGUUCUAUGUUUUAAGGUACAAUGACUACUACCAACGGAGAAGCCAUUGUCUGUUUUUUUGUCCUUUGUCUGCUUUGCUAAAAAAAAAGUAUUAGCCUACUACUAUAUGUAGUGUUUAACCACUAACCUUAAAUGAUGAUCUUUUCAAUGGUGCUUUUGAACUACUGGAAUUACUUCUGAUCUUGAGAAGAAAUACACUGGCUUUUGGCUCUUUGGCAGAUGUAGGAUCUGCCUAUAAUGCAUGUAACAGUCCUCUCAUUAAUGUAGCUGAAAAUCUAGCUUCAAGGUUGCCAGAUAUGUCAGAUAAACGACUGCAUGAGGAAAUCUUCCCUUCAGUAAUACUUAACUCAUCAUAAAUGACUUCCACCAUGACCACUACAGCUAUCAACCUAACAUGCUGGUACUCUGAUGUUAAGCUUUAACCAAAGUUAGAACAUAGAUGCAGAUUUUUCUCUUCUCAGACAAUGCAGCUUCUUUUUGAUUUAAAGAAUGGCUGAAAAAUAAAUAAAAUAAAAAAGUCAAUGAGCAGCUAGAAAACCUUUGGCCAUCAUUUGUUUUUAUGAUGGACAAUUGUUCUAUGAGGUCUGUAUCAGAAAUUUAAAGAAUACUUGAUGCACUAUGUGCCAUACAUUUUGUAGAAAUGUAAUCCUUUUUUUUGUAAUAACCGUUAAGAUUUGUAACUUAUGAUAUAUGUGUAUUUUUAAUAUUCAUACUUGAAUUGUAAACAGUGUGCUAUAUUGAAUGGGCAUUGGCACUGAAUAGAGAGACAGUGUGCUUGUUUGCCAUGCUUUAUCCAAAGAUGUUUUAAAGAAUCAUAUGUACCCACAGUAUGUAUGUAGCCUGUGUAAAAGAAAUGAAUGAUUGAUUCUGGUGCUAUGCUUUCUAAUCGUACCUAUACUGUAUGUCUUGCUACUAACGCUGUUAAAAAUAAGUAAUAAUAAAAAAUGCUUUUCAGCUGACUCACAA
This is a messenger RNA of Anarrhichthys ocellatus (wolf-eel), 8771 nucleotides long. Its product is annotated as A disintegrin and metalloproteinase with thrombospondin motifs 20. Gene Ontology annotation, molecular function: zinc ion binding; metalloendopeptidase activity. The record is from RefSeq and is a predicted model, not a curated record. Gene Ontology annotation, biological process: extracellular matrix organization; proteolysis. The transcript is spliced from 39 exons. Bases 228 to 5966 code for a protein of 1912 amino acids. NCBI's taxonomy places the organism in Eukaryota, Metazoa, Chordata, Actinopteri, Perciformes, Anarhichadidae.